AGUAGUAGAGAAGGGACAAGAACCCGGUUGAGCGAUGAAGGUAUGCGACUUUCAGUGGCACUGAGUGGAAAUUAAGGAAACCCGCUGGCAGUUUUAGGAUGAACACCAAUCUGAAGCACUGGAAGGAGGCGGCCACUCUUAUUUUAGCCGCGGGCCACAGGCUCGGCGCGGACGGUUUAUCGUCAAGGACACGGCUGACAGAAGCUGCUGCUGCCCCGGGUUCACCGCUGGGCAGCAGCUGUGGACGAUCACACCUGCCACCGAAGUCCAGCUUUGAUUACGACGUUUUAUUGCUGAAACGAAGCAGUAAAAGCGGGUUCAUGCCCAAUGCUUAUGUGUUCCCCGGCGGCAUGGUGGACUCCUCGGACUUUUCGAGCGAAUGGCUGGACAUUUUCAAAGCUUUCAGCAGUUCUCCCACUUUUGGUUUAAGAAGCGUCAAACAGCCUGCGGAGACCAGACCUCCGAUAUUCGCCACAGACCGAGUGAAGCUGGGCUCUCCUAUCCCGGGGGAGGUCGCCUUCCGGAUCUGCGCAUUGAGGGAGACGUUCGAGGAGUCCGGCGUGCUCCUGGUGGUGUCUAAAGCGGAGGAGAGGAGUUUGUUAAAAAGCACCGAGGACAGGCGUGCUGCUGAUCAAGUGCCUAGCAAAGUAAACGAGCUGUGCAGCAGUGAGCUCACCAAAUGGAGGACUCUGGUAAACCAGAACCCGUCCAACUUCAUCAGGAUGUGCAGGCAGCUGGAGGUGUUGCCAAACAUCUGGGCUCUGCAUGAGUGGGGCAACUGGCUGACUCCCGCAGGCCGACGCGGUGCGGCGAGGUUUGACACAGCUUUCUUCAUCUGCUGCCUGCAGGAGAUCCCAUACACGAUUCAGGAUGAGAGGGAAAUAGUGCGCUUUCAGUGGUCCACACCCUCAGAGGUCCUGCAGAGGUACCAGGCUAAGGAGUUUUGGAUCGCCCCUCCGCAGUUCUAUGAGCUCAGCCGCAUGUGCCGCUUCCCUUUGCUGAAUGACCUCCACAACUUCUCCUGCCAGCGUGCCAUAGAGGGCUGCGAGCAGUGGCUGCCCAUUGUCAUAAAAGAAGAAUGCACGUCACUGCUGCCAGGUGACAAACGUUACCUGUUGGACACUUCAGGACGGGCUGAGCAGGAUGCAAGCACAAACCCCCAGAAGGAUCCUCAGGAUUCUGGACUGCACCGCAUUUUGAUCUUCGAUCCGCACACUAUGAUUCUGCAGAUCAGCAUCACGCCGAAGUACAAUCAUCUGGUCCCCGUUGUCGGUCAAGUCCUCUCACAUGACUCAAACAGUCAGCUUUGACUUACCGUACCUCCUGUAGGAGCCCCACAACUCCUGUGCCAAUGAUGAUAGCAGAUAGGCCUUUUUCACAGCACACAUUUUGACUUGUCAUAGUGGGAAAAGCACAGAUGUUACUGAUAGCUUCACCUAUGACUCUGUUCUAUUCAUGUGAAGCGCCAGUCACACCACAAAGUCGCAUUGGCUCAUCCAGACCAGCAGCACCUCUAUUUUCUGGCAUUUUGUUUAAUAAAAUGUUUUUGAAGGGGGAGAAGUAAGCUUACAGCCACCGGCUCACCAGCUUGCUCACGGUCAUUUAGCAAAUGUGUUAGAUCAUUAGCUUAGCUUGGUCACUAACAGGACAGACAGCAUGAUUGUAUGACUUACUCUUGUCUCAUAACUGUCUGCCAACCAUGGUUAUUAUGUUGGGACAGUUUCUACUCCAACAGGGGAAGCUGCAUGAAAGUAAAUGGUGCAACACAGCUAAUAAGCUACAAUAACAUCCUCCAUUUUUGACCUUCUGGCUUUCUGUCCCCUCAAAGGUCAGCACUGUCAAGUCAUCUUGAUACUGGUCAAUGGAGCAAAAAAGUCAAAGUUGAAAUCCACGCGGGCCAUUGGUGUGGAUUCAUCCUGGUGUGUCCAGGCCGUAACAGUGUGACACCAAGCCAGCAGUGGUCAAUGAGCCAACGAUACCAGGACCCUGAAACUGAUUUCACUAAAUGGAAUUUGGCCAUCAUUCAUUUUUGUAUUUAUCUUUGUUUUUCCUACUAUGACAUAUCAAAAUGUCUUCAGUAGAAAAGGCUUAUUGUGUCCUUGCCCAUGAUGAGCCUAGAUUUGUUUCCUUUGGGGUCUUAACAUGACUAUUAAUGACUGUCAAGGUUUGGAUGUUGUUUUUUGUUUUUUUCUGUCGCAGUCAUUGCCAUCAGAUAUGGAGGGACAGAUCUGUCCCUCCACCAGCUUCCUCAUUUCUUUAUUUGGAACAAAUGUGUAAUUAUCAAAUAUAAAGUGAUUGCUAAUGUCCUUAUUGAACACACUUGAAGUGGUUCGGGGAUGAGCUCGUCUCUUAGAGGUCCCUAGUUUGCUCCACACUGUAAAGAAAGUCAUUAAAUAACCUUUUUAUUUUGACCAAAUUUACCUUGUAACCAUGGUAACAGGCUGACUACCAAACAUGUAAAGGGAUUUAGAGUCAGCACCCGCAGCUGUGUGGUGUGUGUGUGUGUCUCAGAGAUGAUGGUCCCUCUCAGUAGGAGUGCAUAUGUCAGUGGUGGAGGCGCUGCAGGGCCUAUUCAGCUUUGGGUGUCUUCCCUGCUCACAGCAGUGUCCCUCAUGGCAAACUGACAACUCCUAGAUAAUCUCUGUCAGAUGAUUCGUACCCUGUGUCUGACAUUUAUGAAUUUAUUAAUUAUUAAGCUCAUCCAUUUAUCCGUUAUUAAUUUCCUCUUUUGACUGAUGCAGUCUCAAACGGCUUUGCUGAUUUGUGCUUUUGAUCAUUGGUGAGCACACAGUGAAAAUAUGCAGAAUGUGUCAAAUGGGUGCCUGACAAAUGAUCACAUCUGCUAUCACAAUACAUGCUCUGAAAAGGUAAAUCCUCUAAAGGAACAAACAAGCUACAUCAUCCCUGAUUCCAAAAACAUUUGGGACACUGUGUAAAGCAUGAAUAAAACAUAAAAAUGUCUUUUUUUGACAUCUACUUUGUUGAAAACAGUGCAAAGACACUAUAUUUGAUGUUUUUCC
Molecule: messenger RNA, 3020 nt
Organism: Chelmon rostratus (copperband butterflyfish)
Lineage: Eukaryota; Metazoa; Chordata; Actinopteri; Chaetodontiformes; Chaetodontidae
Gene: nudt19
Product: nudix (nucleoside diphosphate linked moiety X)-type motif 19
Exons: 3
Coding region: 99-1310 (403 amino acids)
Cellular component (GO): mitochondrion
Molecular function (GO): hydrolase activity, acting on acid anhydrides, in phosphorus-containing anhydrides
Source: RefSeq, a predicted model, not a curated record